UCCCGGUCCUACAGGAAGACCUGGCCUUCCGGGAGACAAAGGUGCCAUGGGAAUCCGUGGGCAGCCGGGAGUCAAGGGUCAACUUGGAGAGAAGGGAGCUCCAGGAGAGGCUGGCAUGUCCAUCAUUGGUCCCCGUGGACCUCCAGGACAGCCUGGAACAAGAGGUUUUCCUGGGUUUCCAGGUCCAAUUGGUUUGGAUGGCAAGCCAGGACAACCUGGACAGAAAGGGGAAAUGGGGAUGCCAGGACAAAAAGGAGAAAAGGGUCAGUGCGGAGAAUAUCCACACAGGCUGUUGCCUCUUCUCAAUUCAGUGCGACUGGCUCCGCCCCCAGUCAUAAAGAGACGCACCUUCCAGGGUGAACAAGGACAAGCAGGCAUCCAAGGGCCUCCAGGACUACCUGGGCCUCCAGGACCACCCGGGACUCCAGGAUCACCUGGCCCAACUGGCCCAGCUGGGAAAACCGGAGAACCUGGCAAGGAUGGAAAGGGUUUGCCAGGACUUCCUGGACCAAAGGGUGAUCCUGGACUUCAAGGAUACCAUGGAAGGAAGGGUGAAGUGGGUGAGACUGGCCCAUCAGGAACACCUGGACUUCCAGGAACUGCGGGCCCAAAGGGGGAGAGGGGAAUGCCAGGGCUGCCAGGAAAACAAGGAGUUCAGGGUGAACCCGGGAAUCCAGGAGCAAAGGGAGAACGUGGAAUUUCUGGGAAGAUGGGCCCCCCAGGUUUGCCUGGAAAAAGGGGGUACAGGGGUGAGAAAGGGAAACCUGGUGAUCCAGGACCUUCUGGAGCCAUGGGGCAAAAGGGUGAAAAAGGAGAUUCUAGCAAUGCACUUGGAGGUGGCAAAGGAGAACCAGGAAUACCAGGAACCCCAGGAUUGCCAGGGCCUCCAGGACCAAAGGGCCCCAAGGGUGAACCAGGGAAGAGUGAAAUGGUAGACUACAAUGGAAAUAUCAAUGAAGCUUUACAGGAGAUACGAACUUUGGCCCUCAUGGGACCUCCUGGUAUUCCAGGCAUCCCAGGGGCAGCUGGACCACCGGGACAGAAGGGUGAAAUUGGCUUGCCGGGUCCCCCAGGACGUAAUGGAGAAAAGGGUCUUGAUGGCCUAAAUGGAGUUAAAGGUGACCAAGGGGUGCCUGGACCUCCCGGUCUCAUGGGUCCAGCUGGGCUUCCAGGAUUUACAGGCGAGAAGGGAGAACCUGGAGAAAAAGGAGAUAUUGGGGCUUCAGUAACUGGUCCACCAGGGCCUCAAGGUCCACCUGGAAACCCAGGUCUUCAAGGCCUACCGGGACCUAAGGGAGAAGCAGGAAUUGAUGGAUUAAAAGGUGAAAAGGGUAUCCAAGGAGAAAAAGGAGACCGGGGUCCUCUGGGGCUGCCCGGCGCUUCAGGUUUAGACGGCAGGCCUGGCCCACCGGGUACUCCAGGACCAGCCGGUGUCCCAGGACCAGCAGGACCGAAAGGAGAGAGGGGAAAUAAGGGAGAUGCUGGUUCUACAGGACCGAUAGGAUCAUCAGGCCUUCCCGGCUUUCAAGGACCACCAGGUGAAAAAGGAAAUCGGGGACUCCGAGGUUUUAAAGGCGAGAAGGGUGAGCCGGGGUUACCAGGGCUGGACGGGCUGGAUGCCCCUUGCCCAUUGGGGGAAGAUGGGUUGCCAAUUCAAGGAUGCUGGAAUAAGGGUCAAACUCCUUGGCUGAUAGCAAAAUAAUGAGACAAGUAAGAGAGUGCAGAUAACUUGUGGAAGGUCUCCGGCGAUGAUCCGAAGAACCUCUUGCUCAAAGAUUUGCUGAAGAUGUUGCAUUACCGCCAACGAGCACCGACGUGUUCUUGAGUCAUGCACAUCGGAGUUUUGUUCCUGAACGGCAGGCCUGGUGAGGCUACAGAAGAUGGACUCAGCAGCGGGUUUUUGCUCCCUCCUUUCAGAGCCAGCGCAAAGUCGAUCAGGAAAGAAACUAGCAUCUGUUUCUUACUUUUUCCUUUUCAGUUUGGUCUGUGAUGGAAGCCUUCAGUGAAGAGCUCAACCACGUUGUCAAACAUGGUGUGAAAUGUAUUAGGACAUAGGCAACGGUUCUAUGACUGCUGGGUUGUUGUUUUUUUUAAAGUACUUUCCAUUUGUCUAGAUGAUAAACUUGAAUCUAGAUUUUUGAAUAGCCCGGUGAAAAUACAACCAGUUUCAACCAGUUCAUCAUUUUCUGCUUGCCAGUUGAUGAACAUUCAUGUACUAUGCUCAGAUUUGAUGAUUCCCUCCUCGAUACUUUCACAGAUUCUCUUCGAAAGCAAAUCAAUUCUUUUCUUCCAGAAACUUAUUUCUUUUCACUGUAGUAGAAGAUCAUUUUCAUUUUAGCAUUGUUUUCAUUGUUUUAGUAAUUUUUGGACUUGUAUUUUUUUGUAUUGGAAACAUAUGGCUUGAAGUUUGUCCUGAUAAUAUAUUAUAUAGAUUUUUUUUUUAACACAACUGUCCCAGUACUAAAAUUUAGAGAUUACGGCUUUUAUAAUACUUCUAAUACAGAUCUAUAGGGAAAACAAUCAGCCAAAAUAGUAAAACAGUUCGUCUUGGAUCCUAUUAUUGAAGACCUUUAGUAAAUUAUUUUAAUACAGUUCUGCAGAAACAAUAAUUAUUUGCGAUAUAGUUGCAGUAUCGCAUAAUUUAUCAAUGUAUAAUCCCUUGGUUUGUAUGCAUCAACUUUAAAAAGAAUGAGAUAUUCUGACUUCUGGGAUGUCUUCUUUCAUGAAGAUAUACUCAAACAAUCCAUUUUGUUUCUCUGAUUUUUAAUUUUAUUUUUCUGACGGUUUUUUGUGUUUAUUAGAUAUAUAACUCUUAGAGAAAUUUUAAUCCAACCAUGCAACCCAGUGUCUUGAACAACAACUUGCUGGCACAGAAUAGUCUUCCAAAUUUUUGGAACUGAUUCAUACGUGAACUCCAUAGGCCUAUCGAAGCAUUGGCAAAUCUCUGGAUUAAUUUAGAAAAGAGUGACAAUAAAUGAAGUAGAAAUGCUUGUUGAAUCAAACGUCCUUUCCACGAAUAAUAAUUCUUACUUUCUCUUACUGAGAUAGUUCCCUCCAAAUUCUUAAAAUUCUAUUUCUGAAUAUUGAAGGGAAGUAUAAGAUAUUCAUUGAGGAGCCUAAGGGUAAUGGCAUUGUCUUAAUGAAUGGAAACACAGACAUAAUCCAACGCAUCCUUUUGUGACUCAUUUUCCAAGGUCAAGAUUCUGAACUUGUACUAUUCUAUUUAGUGAAGCUGUAGAAGAGUUUUAAAGUAGGGGGAAUAAAUUAUAAAAAUUACUUCACUGUAAAACCUAAUUGUCCCUAGGUACCACCAAACUGUCACUUUUUUUAGCUUUAUCUUAUAACAAAAUCCAAAGUAAUUAAAUUGAUCCAAGAUUUUGAAUGCUAUUUUUCAUUCAUUUAUAGUAUCAAAUCACAUCUAAUUCCUACACAUAUUGAUCAUUAAGCAGCGAAUAGUUGUAAUUAAAUGCCAUCAAAAUCAACAGUUUGAGCAUGGAUAUACUGCACCAGCCAUAUCUCAGAACUCUUGUUAAAACUUUUCUCAGAUACCACAGUAAGGACAUUUAUUCAGUGUUGUACUCAAUUCUCCAUCCAAAACAACCUUUUCUUCAGUUUGAAAAGCUGCCAUCUCACACGAAGCAAGCAAAACUGAUGUUGUAUUUACACAAAUGUAUCGAUAAUUGAUGCAAGAUUUGAUUUCUCCUUGUAUUUCUAUAGACUUGUUAAUCUGCAUCUGUGUGCAGAGGGGGGAAAAAAUGUGACCAGAACUGCAGGACGGUGUGCCUUUUUUUUAUUAUUAUUAUGUAAGAAAUAUAUAUAUGAGUUCACUUGUGUUAAGUUAGCAAUGACCUAUCUUAUUAUUCAUUAUGUUGUGUUAAGUUUUCUUAAGCUAUACUUUUAGUCAUUUCACUUUAAAGGUUUCUGGAAUGCAUGGAUGCUGUAAACUGUUCCUAAUUCUAUUGUUUCUGAAUAAUGGUUUUCUUGCCUCCCAAAUUAUUGUAUAAUGUUGGUGCUUUUUUUCUUUUUUCCUGAGAGACUAACGUUCAGUUGACAAUUUAUUUUCCACAAGCUAUCCUGGGACCAAACAACCAUAGAUUCGCGAAUUAACUAGUUCUAACAAUGCAGGCUCAGCCUUCUACAAUCUGGUGUCUUCCAGUUCUCCAACUUGGCAACUUUAAGACUUGAGGACUUCAACUUCCAGAAUUCCAGUCCACAAGCCUUAAAGUUGCCAAGGUUGGUGAUGCCUGCUCCAGUAGACAUAUUUCAAGGUCUAUCAUCCUUAGCCAGCACAGCCGAGGGGAACUGAAAUCCAACACAUCUGGGAAACACCAGGCUGAAGAAAGCUAGUAGCACUACUAAGAUGCAUAAUAAAAGUAAUGCGGUGCAGCUAAUGCCACAUAAAUAAGAGGAUGCAUAUACAAGUGUAGAUACAAUCCGUAUAUUUUUCAAUUACAUAUGCAUCCUGUGGAAGAGAUUCCGCUCCCCUCUCCUUUUAUUUUGGUUUUUGGCCAUCUUUUGUAUACAACUAUGGCUAAACUGAAGGCAUAAUUUAUAUGUUUUUUUUAAAAAAAAAUGUUUAGGGACCAGAAGAGAUAAAGAAAUUGUUUUAUUUGAUGAUAAGUAAUUGUUCAAACAGAAGGUGGGCUUGGAAUCUAUUGUUAUUGAGAAGGCUGAGUGGCUAAUGCUAAUUCAAAGCUUUGAAAUGGUAGCUGAAAUUGAAAACUUCCACGCUGCCUUUUUUUUUUUUUUUGCCUAAUCCAUCAAAACUCUUGAUGAUAUCUAGAUUUUUAAUAUGUGUUCAUGAGGGAUGCUGAUGACCCAGCAUUUUCUAUCACGUUGGUCGUGUUAGUUGGGAGUUCAGCAUCCCACAAGUUAAAUUUUAGCAACAUCUGGCGUAUCCAGAUUGUUUACUGCUGUCCAAAGUAAGCCAUUUGUUUAUGUGCUUCAGAGCGGUAUGUACCACUGGAAAUAGGCAAUAAGCAUCCCGACACACAGAUCGUUUGCAUCACCCUGAUUUUGAUUGGAAACACAGUACUGGACCUAAUGAGCUUUCUUCAUAUGUCUGAUUCAUCUGUUCAUUGUGCAGUUUUGGAACUGUUCCAAAAAAACAAUUACUAGAUUUCAGUGAAGUUUUAGGGCAUUUUGAUUGAUUGCAUAUUGAACGUGGGCUGCAGUAUUUCAAAUCUAAACAAGGAAAGUCUAGCUCAACUUUAUAGCCUUACAUGGAACUGGACAGAAAGAUAUACUAUAGUUGUUACAUGUGGUAAUUUAGGUUUUCUUGUUGCUGUUGGUUAUCAUAUAAUUUAAAAAAUUAAACAUUCAUGGAAAUUAUUAGGAAAAGCCAUAAAACCCACAAAUAUCUCUUUCAUCAUGUAAAAUUCUCAGUAAGCACAUUAAGUAAUGCAAGAUCGUGCUGAGAAAUUUCCUGCUCACUUACCUGAAAAUAUCUUGCUUCAACCUAUUUUUUAUUUCUCUGGCGAUUGUGCCCUUAUUUCUUGUGUCACUUUUGCUGCUUAGCCAUCCAUAUAUUUUCACAAUAUAUAUCUAACCCUUGCUCAAAUAUAUUACACACAUGAAGACACACAUACAAACAUACCGAUAAAAUUCCUAAAGAACAUUUAUUUACUGAAUGCAGUUCCAAAAAGAGAAGUGUAAUCUUGUCUGCUAAAUAAUUUUGAACAAUGAAAUAGAUAUGAAUCUAUUGCUUCCUAUCUUACUCACUCAAGGACUGUUUUAUAUCUCAAGCUACUUUUCUUUGCCAGAAAAAUAAAAUUGAAUUUGGGGGUAUUUUUCCAAUUAUCCAAACUUUUCUGCAAUUAUGUGAAACAGUAAAUUAUCACCCAUGACAGCAGCAUGCAACUCUUAAUGUAAACGUUAGCAAUUAUUUUCCUUUAUCAGCAUAACAGUUGGCAUGCAAAAAUGCUUGGCACGAUUUCUAUAGGUAAAAAUCAUAAAAAGAAAAAUUGACUUAAUCCAAAUAUCAAUAGGCAGUUACCCAAUAUCCACAAACUGCAGCACACGUGUAAGAAAUCGGUGACAUGAUUUUUGGAUCUAAAUUUCCCAACGUGCAUAUUUAAUCAGUCUGUGCACAGAAAUGUGAAGAAAAUACAUCAUCUCAGUGAUUUAACCAAAAAAAUUACUCACAAAAAGUGUGUGCACUAAGGAAAGUAUUAAUUCACAUGUGAUUCAUAUUUGAAUAAAUAAAAUGCACACACAAAUGCCUACAAAUGUCUUAUCUCAUGUAAAUCUUUUCCUAUAAGUUCAUGUUUGUGGAAAUGAGCAUGGUAAAAUGACUCGAAAAUAGGAAUUUGAGACAACCCAAAGGCACUGAAAAAACUUUUGAAUUAGGCCCUGUGUUACAUUGAAAGUCUGCAUUACCUGAACUAAGGUGUAUUGAAGAUUGCUCAUUCUACUCAAUUUGUCUUGUUUCUUUGCCUUUUCCAUUCUAUCCACACCAUCCCACAAGAAAUGAAAUCAUUCUGACAGCUAUAAAAUGCAACUGUUAAUUUGGAUUUAAUUCUACGGGAACUGCUACUGUGUCCUGGGAAUUCAAAUCAAUAUAAAAUCAUUGUUAUUCUUUACAGAUAAUAGGUAGCAAUAUUAACUUAGAAAAAAAAUAACUUCUGGGUUGUUGUUUUUUUGGUAUCUUGCCUCUUAAUAAUCAAUGGGAUCUUGAAAUAACUUCAGAAUGAUAUUUUUAUACAAGACAGAAACAGUGUUUAUUUAUGGAUAGGUAAUCCUUCAAGAGAUUAGCACUUUUAUUUUAUUUUAAUUGGAUAUCAGUUACAUAAUUUCUGCAGAAUAAGACUUCUGGAAGCAUAUUUUUUUUGGUUGGUGUUUCUACUUUGUUAACUUACAGGACAUAGUUUGCCUUUUUAGCUAAUGAUAGUUGAUGUACAAAUCCUUAGCCACCUUUAUCAAAGCUGAUUUAUAAAUGAGUGUUGAUGGGGCAUUGUUUUUACAUUUUGUUGUUAGGAUAUCAAGUGACCUGAGUUUGAAAUCUCUGGGUUUGUACAUACUUUUGCUGAACCUUCCAUUUUGUUAAAUAAUUACUUUGUUAAAUAUGCAUAAAUACUUAAGAUAUUUUAAUAUGCUUUUGAAAACUCUGUUUCUAUUCUUUUCCUUAAAAUAGCUAGCAUUAUAUAUCUAUUUACCAGUAAUUACAUUAUUUCCUGUAAAUCAUUAUUGAAAAGCUAAUAUGUUUAUUGUUAUAUUAUCCUGUUUCUUCAGAUAGGAUUAUCGUCAUAUAAUACAAAAGCAUCCAAUUAUGUAUAUUUUUAAGCAAAAUAAUUCUGACUGUAGAGUAUAAAUAAUAUACACAUAUGACAUUAUUUUAGAAACAUGGAUCCUUUUUCAUACAGAAAUCCACUGAACUGAGGAUACAUUUGUCUCCUUUCUGAAAGUUUUACAAAAUUGGAGUUGUAGUCAAAUUUAAUGGAUAUUCAGUUGACCAGUAAUGACUAUAUUUUAUCAUGAAUUAUGGGACAACUCUUUGACUCCAUUCCAAGAAAAUACCAAUAUUCUCUUUAUAUUAAUUUUGGAAUGAGAUAGUUUGGCCUUGGAUUUAUGCAUUUCUGUACUUUUUGUAUUUGAUGUAAAUAUUUUCCUUUUUAAAAUGAUGUUUACUUUUUAUUAUUUCAUCUACUAGUUUAAAUGCAACCACUAAAAAAAAAAUAAAGUCUGGAUACGCUUCCAAAA
Molecule: messenger RNA, 7698 nt
Organism: Ahaetulla prasina
Lineage: Eukaryota; Metazoa; Chordata; Lepidosauria; Squamata; Colubridae
Gene: COL13A1
Product: collagen type XIII alpha 1 chain
Exons: 37
Coding region: 47-1702 (551 amino acids)
Source: RefSeq, a predicted model, not a curated record